Molecule: messenger RNA, 1554 nt
Organism: Anopheles coluzzii
Lineage: Eukaryota; Metazoa; Arthropoda; Insecta; Diptera; Culicidae
Gene: HDAC3
Product: histone deacetylase 3
Exons: 2
Coding region: 1-1302 (433 amino acids)
Molecular function (GO): histone deacetylase activity
Source: RefSeq, a predicted model, not a curated record
AUGGCAACAAAGAAAGUGUCGUACUUCUUCAACCCGGACGUGGGGAACUUUCACUACGGACCCGGCCACCCGAUGAAACCUCAUCGACUUUCGGUCAUCCAUCAUUUAGUGAUGAACUACGGUCUUCACAAAAAGAUGCAAAUUUACCGGCCGUACAAAGCGAGUGCGCACGACAUGUGCCGGUUUCAUAGUGACGAGUACAUUGAGUUCCUGCAGCGAGUCACACCGCAAAACAUUCAGGGGUACACCAAGUGUCUUUCCGUGUUCAACGUUGGCGACGAUUGUCCAGUGUUUGAUGGGUUGUUCGAGUUCUGCGCCAUGUACACUGGCGCUUCGCUGGAAGGUGCACAGAAGCUGAACCACAACCAUAGCGACAUUUGCAUCAACUGGUCUGGCGGUUUGCACCACGCCAAGAAGUUUGAGGCGUCUGGAUUCUGCUAUGUCAACGACAUAGUGAUAGGCAUUCUGGAGCUCCUGAAGUACCAUCCGCGUGUCCUCUACAUUGACAUUGACGUGCAUCAUGGCGAUGGGGUACAGGAAGCGUUCUAUCUGACCGAUCGCGUGAUGACGGUAUCGUUCCAUAAGUACGGCAACUACUUCUUCCCCGGGACGGGCGAUAUGUACGAAAUUGGUGCCGAAUCGGGGCGGUACUAUUCGGUGAACGUGCCGCUAAAGGAAGGUAUCGACGAUCAGAGCUACGUGCAGGUGUUCAAACCGGUCAUUUCAGCUGUGAUGGAGUUCUACCAGCCGACUGCGAUCGUACUGCAGUGCGGCGCAGAUUCGCUCGCUGGCGACCGGCUGGGAUGCUUUUCGCUCAGUACGAAAGGGCACGGCGAGUGCGUCAAGUUCGUUAAGGACCUGAACGUGCCGACACUGGUGGUCGGAGGCGGUGGGUACACGUUGCGCAAUGUGGCACGCUGCUGGACGUACGAAACUUCGCUGCUUAUCGACGAAACCAUCUCGAACGAGCUGCCGAUGAACGAUUACCUUGAGUUUUUUGCUCCCGAUUUUACGCUCCAUCCGGACAUUCCCAGCAGACAAGAUAAUGCGAACAGCAAACAGUACCUGGAAGCGAUUACGCGACACGUUUACGACAACUUGAAGAUGUGUCAACAUGCACCCAGUGUACAGAUGUUCGACAUACCUGAGGACGCACUUCCGGAGGAGCUGAAAACGGUCAAGACGGAGGAACCGAAUCCGGAUGUGCGUAUGACGCAGGACGAUGAAGAUCGACUGGUGGAGCCGAAAAAUGAGUUCUUCGAUGGUGAUAACGACAACGACAAGAGUGAAAACGAACCGUAGAGCUGCCUGAUUGGCGCAGUGUAGUGUGUAAGUUGCUGAGGGAGCCUACUUUUACGUUUCUGAUUCGGCGUUCGGCUUUCGAGAUAUCUGUUCGAAAAUAAUUGUCCAUGCAGAGUUUGCUUGGCCACAAUUGCAGUUAGGUAUAGCGACAAAGAACUACAUCAUCUUCCACGGACAAGGCUGGGACAAGGGUACCAGUGUGCUUUUACUUUUUAGGACGCAAUAGCAAUAAAACAAAACGAAACAAAAACA